AUGGCUUCGUUCGAGCAGCCAAGAAUCGCACUUCUCUCUCUCGUGCUCUUAUCUCUUAUGUCUUGUAUGAACUGCUUAGACAUCUACUAUGAAUGGAUUGUCACCGGAGAUUUCUAUUCCACAACCAGCAAUCUCACGGUUAUCAAGAUCAACGGAAUGUUCCCCGGGCCUCUCAUAAACGCAACAACUAACGACGUUGUUCAUGUCAAUGUGUUCAACGAUUUGGACGAGCCCUUGCUCUUUACAUGGAAUGGAAUACAACAGAGGCUGAACUCAUGGCAAGACGGAGUGUCGGGCACGAACUGCCCGAUCGAGCCCGGGACGAACUGGACUUACGUUUUUCAGGCAAAGGAUCAGAUCGGCUCCUAUACUUACUUCCCGUCUAUAAACUUCCAGAAGUCCAGUGGAGGAUACGGCCCAAUUCGAGUCAACAACCGCGAUGUCAUUCUCGUGCCUUUCCCUAAACCAGAAGCCGAGUUUGACCUCCUCGUUGGCGACUGGAUGGACGACUACUACAAGAAUACUCGGAUAACGAUACAAGAAAACUCGAACCGAACGUACCCAAAUGCCAUGUUGAUGAAUGGGAAGGGGCCUUAUGGAAGCCUUGAUUCCACAUUAUACGAGUCUUUCAACGUCACAAAAGGGAAGACCUACCGGUUUAGGAUCUCGAACGUCGGGACUCAGUUCAGCUUCAACUUAAGGUUUCAGAAGCAUCCAAUGGUGCUUGUGGAGACGGAAGGCUCCUACACGAACCAGAUCACGCUAGAUUCUCUGGACGUGCACGUUGGCCAGUCGUACUCGGUUCUCGUCACCGCUGAUCAAGACGAGGCCGACUACUACGUGGUGGCCACCCCGAAAUUUUUUGAAUUUGAUCCAUCCAAUAGCUCCCUUGUUGCCAAAGGGAUACUUCAUUACCUGAACUCUUCAUCCCCUGUCCAAGGCCCUGUUCCCGACGGUCCUGGUGCGUUCGACGUUGACUUUUCGAUGAAUCAAGCUAAAUCCAUAAGAUGGAAUUUGACUGCGGGUGCUGCGAGGCCUAAUCCACAGGGCACGUUCAACGUGUCGAACGUAACGCUGUCUCAGACGUUCAUCCUGCACGGGUCGAGAGCUUUGAUCAAUGAAGUCCAGAGCUAUGUUGUGAACAAUGUGUCUUAUCUUACUCCCACUACUCCCCUGAAGCUUGCUGAUCACUUCAGAAAUGGCUCGGGUGUAUACCAGCUCGACGAGUUCCCUACUCAGUCGGUCAAUGGUGUCGCGGUCUACGGGGUCUCAGUCGUGACAGGGGUGCAUAAGGGGUGGCUCGAGAUCGUGUUCAAGAAUGAUCUUGUUGAUGAGAUUGAUUCUUGGCAUCUAGAUGGCUUUGGAUUUUUUGUUGUAGGAUUUGGCUGGGGGGAAUGGACGGUGGAUUCGCGUGACACGUAUAAUUUAUACGAUCCGGUGGUUCGUUCGACCGUGCAAGUGUAUCCGAGUGGAUGGACGGCUGUGUACGUAUUUCUUGACAAUCCCGGGAUGUGGAACUUGAGAUCCCAGAAUUUGGUGCAUUGGUACAUGGGGCAAGAGAUCUAUAUUAGGGUUCACAACGACGACCCGAACCCGGCCAAGGAGCGCCCACCUCCUCAAAACCUCCUCUUGUGCGGAGUGGUGGAUGGUGAUGAUGCUUUAGCACCUGCGCCGGCUCCACAAACCGGGUGGUGA
Molecule: messenger RNA, 1695 nt
Organism: Salvia hispanica
Lineage: Eukaryota; Viridiplantae; Streptophyta; Magnoliopsida; Lamiales; Lamiaceae
Product: monocopper oxidase-like protein SKS1
Cellular component (GO): plasma membrane
Molecular function (GO): copper ion binding; oxidoreductase activity
Source: RefSeq, a predicted model, not a curated record